AUGAUUAUGACUGAUACUGUUGAUUUCCACAGCCAUCUACCUCCAUAUAGAUCACUACUUAAUCCUAAUGCUAAGUAUGACUAUAGAACUCAUUCAUUAAUCCCUUUAAGUCAAAAUGAAUUGAAUGGAUUACGUUCAUCAUUUGAAAAGAAGAAGAAUGCAACUGCCAACGGAUCAAAUGGUAACAAUAGCACCAGUCUGUUUAAAAUGAAGUAUAAAUCACUCUUGAGUGAUGUUAGUCGAAGUAUAUCAAUGAGAAUAAGUAAUCCUAAUUUACUUGCUUCUUCCACUACAACAAUUUCAACCAAACAAAUAGCAACCUCAUCCAAAAGAAAAUCUCCGAUAGUUCCUUCAAUGCAAUUCAAAGAUUUACCGAUUGAAAUUCAAGAUUAUGUUUUCUAUUUAGUUGAUUCAAAAGUUGAUUAUAAGAGUUGCAUGUAUACUUGCAAACUGUUUUAUUUCUUAGCAAAACCUUAUUAUUAUCAAGAUUUACAUUUUACAACAACUUACAGAUUUGCACAAUUUAUUUCAUAUUUAAGAUUGAAUUCAAAUGUAGGUCAAUAUGUCAGAACCAUUGAUUUAUCCGGUAUAAAGCCAGGUUAUGACGAAGAAGCCCAAGAAGAAGAAGAAAAUGUCAAUGCAGCAAUUAAUGCAGUGGCAAUACUUGAAGAUCAAGAAGAGAACAAUAAUAAUGUCCACCCACGUCUAAAUAAUCAUGAAUCAACUGGCAAGGAUGAUUCAGAUGCAAAGGUUCUUGCAGGUUGGAGAGAUUGGAAAUUUAAAACAAAUCCAUUAUAUUCAGUUUAUAAUCAAGUUUCAACUACCGCUUUAGCAAAAGUUUCUUCCAAUACCCAACAUCUGAUUUCUUCAGGAAAAUCAUCCAAAUCAAUUAAAUCAUUAUCUUCAACAAGAUUAACAAGACCAUUCAAAUAUUUUAAGAGGAACAAGAGUAAUAGUAAUAAUAAAUCAUCAAAUUCACGAGAAUUAUCUUCAAGAAAAAGACCAAGAUUGGAAACCCUUGACUUGCUGGCUCAAGAUUCAAGAAAUUCAAUAUUAGCAAGAAAUUCAAGUGUUCAUCCUUUAAUUAGUAAAUUCUUAUUACAAUAUUCCUCAUCUAAAGAUAUCCCAAUUGGAUAUGUUUUACAUUUAAUCAAUUUAUGUCCAAAUGUUGAAUCCAUUAAUUUGGGAAAUCUUUGCCUUUCAAUGGAUUAUGAAAUUAGUCGAUCAAUGGUUUUUAAAUAUCAAAAUUUCGAUAUCAUGAAUAAUUAUCCUAAAGAUUUAGUUGAAAGAAUCGAUAAUAUUAUGAAAUCUGAUGAAAUUGAUGAUGUUUUAUCCUAUGAUCAAGCUAGUAUUUUCAAUCUAGCUGGAAAUUCCAAUAAUAUGGAUUUGAAAUUAGCUUCUAAUUUAUUCAAAUCUAGUCAAUCAAUAAAAUCAGCUGCAUCAUCCUUAUAUGAACUCACGACAUUUUCAAAACCAACAACAAAAUAUAAUAGUUUAUUAUCCCCUUUACCAAGUACGGUAUCCGGUAUUUCUUAUUUAAAUAAAGGGGAUGGAAAAGUAUAUCUUUCCGAUUUGAAUUUAAAAUCAAUUAAUAGUGUAUUUUUGAAAAAAAUUAAAGAAGAUGAAUUGUUAAUGGCAAUCAUUAAAAUGCAUGGUAAGAAAGGAGGAACAUCUCCUUAUUAUAAUUAUAAUGUUUAUAAUAACAAUAUGAAUGGAAGAAACUUGAAAUAUCUCAAUUUAUCUUCCAUGAUUUGGUUAAAUCAAUCUUGUAUCCAAUCAUUCCUUUCUAAUUUAUUAUUGAAACAUUCUCCAGAAUCAUUACAUUAUCAAGGAUUCUCACCUGAUGACGAUUACGAUAUGUAUUAUUCCGAUCUUGAAGAUGAAGAAGAUGAUCCAGCACAAUAUAGACAGGAUUUAGUCCUUGAUUUAACCGAUUCUGGAAUGUAUAAGAACUUACCCUGGGCGAGACGUAUUGAUUUAAAUACAAUUGAUGGGUGUAGGGUUGCAAGUAAGAUUAUCAAUAAUCUGUUAUUAUCAGAAGUUCAAGAGAUUAUGAGAAGAGAAAGAAUUAGAAGAGGAAGAAUUGGAGAAAAUUAUUUGACAUGA
Messenger RNA from Hemisphaericaspora subhashii, 2106 nucleotides. RefSeq lists its product as uncharacterized. Gene Ontology annotation, molecular function: protein binding. The record is from RefSeq and is a predicted model, not a curated record. The transcript has a single exon. Lineage: Eukaryota; Fungi; Ascomycota; Pichiomycetes; Serinales; Debaryomycetaceae. Bases 1 to 2106 code for a protein of 701 amino acids.